AUGUAUGUGUGGAAUAAAUCCAACUACAUCUUCACCUCAUUCAACAUCUCCGAGUCCUUGCUAUUAUUGAUCACCGUGUUGGCCUUUGACAAACGUGCCGUACCGUACAAUUCUAACCGCCCCUCCAACCCACAAAGAACCCCAAGAUUUCCAGCAUAGCUAGCCAAGCUUCUAGGAAAAUGAUGAUCCACGGCGGCAGAAGGGCACCUUCCUAUCUAUCCAUCCAUCCCUAUGCGUGCGCAUGACGUCCCUCCCCUUCCACAUGCCCAUAACAACCACAACAACAAAUAACCGCAUAACAUCCCUCCAUUCAUCCACACAUCCCUCACCAUGUAAACGUCUACGUAUUGUCUCACACACUCACCCACCCCAUUCCCCCCGAAAGUGCUUGUGGGGCCAUGUGCCCAGAUCGCAUGUGUGCAGGAAAUGCGCAGCAGCUGCAGCAGCAUUCC
Periconia digitata is the source of this 452-nucleotide messenger RNA. Lineage: Eukaryota; Fungi; Ascomycota; Dothideomycetes; Pleosporales; Periconiaceae. The record is from the annotation of a GenBank genome assembly.